This is a messenger RNA of Pogoniulus pusillus (Red-fronted tinkerbird), 3871 nucleotides long. RefSeq names its product zinc finger protein 721-like. Gene Ontology annotation, biological process: regulation of transcription by RNA polymerase II. Gene Ontology annotation, molecular function: RNA polymerase II cis-regulatory region sequence-specific DNA binding; DNA-binding transcription factor activity, RNA polymerase II-specific. The record is from RefSeq and is a predicted model, not a curated record. Gene Ontology annotation, cellular component: nucleus. Bases 85 to 3732 code for a protein of 1215 amino acids. The transcript has a single exon. NCBI's taxonomy places the organism in Eukaryota, Metazoa, Chordata, Aves, Piciformes, Lybiidae.
UUGGGCGGCUGCAGUCUGCUGCCGUCCCGGUGCGGGCGCGGGCACUGGGGUCCCGGGGCUGGCUGGGGAUUGAUACACCGCAGCAUGGAGCCUAAGAAGGAGCUGGCCCAGAACAACCCCGAGACAGAAGUGCAGCAAGAAGAGAAGAAGGAGGAGCAAGCAGAAAAGAAGGCGAAGGAGGACAAGCAGGAGAAGGAUCAGGAGGAAGAGGCAGAGGAAGAGAAAGAGAAGCAGGAGGAAGGUGAAGGUGAAGCUGCCGCGGGCCUCUCUGUGCCUGCCAAGCAUUGCCCCGAGUGCGGGCAGAGCCUCCCGCCCAGCUGGCAGCCAGGGAAGCAGCAGUGCCCCCAGCCUGGCACCCAGCGCUUCAUCUGCACCCACUGCGGCCAGAGGCGCUCUGGCUUCCGGCGGCGGCAGCGGGGAGGCACCCAGCUGGGCUCCAAGGUUCGGGUGGUGUGUGGUGAGUGUGGCAAGAGCUUUGCCAGCAGCUUUGCUCUCCGAAUUCACCGUCACAUCCACACCGGGCAAAAGCCGUACAGGUGUGGUGACUGUGGCAAGAGCUUUGCCUUCCGUUCCUAUCUCAGGCGUCACCGCCAGAUACAUUCUGGGAGGAAGUUCCCUUGCCGGGACUGCGGUAAGAGUUUCACCAGCAGCACUGCUCUAAUCCGUCACUGGCACAUCCACACCGGGGAGAAGCCGUACAGCUGCGGUGAUUGUGGCAAGAGCUUUGCCAGUAGCUCUGAGCUCAAAAUUCACCGUCGCAUCCACACGGGGGAGAAGCCCUACAGCUGUGGUGACUGUGGCAAGAGCUUCGCCAGAAACGGUACGCUCAGAAUUCACCGUCGCAUCCACACGGGGGAGAAGCCCUUCAGCUGCGGUGAUUGUGGCAAGAGCUUUACCAGCAGCUCUGCUCUCACAAUUCACCGUCACAGCCACACCAGCGAGAAGGAGUACAGCUGCAGUGACUGCGGCAAGCGCUUCAGCACCACUGCCCGGCUAAAGAGUCACUGCGCCAUCCACACCGGGGAGAGGCCAUACAGAUGCAGUGACUGUGGCAAGAGCUUUACCAGCAGCACUGCUCUGAGCCGUCACCGUCGCAUCCACACCGGGGAGAAGCCCUACAGGUGCAGUGAUUGCGGCAAGAGCUUUUUCUAUAGAUUUGAACUCGGGCGACACAUUCGCUUCGUCCACGCUGGGGAGAAGCCAUACAGCUGUGGUGACUGUGGCAAGAGCUUUAAUAGUAGCUCUGCUUUCAGUUAUCACUAUCACAUCCAUACCGGGGAGACGCCAUACAGAUGCGGUGACUGUGGCAAGAGCUUUGCCUGCAGCUCUACUCUCAUCCGUCACUGUCGCACCCACACCGGGGAGAAGCCCUACUGCUGCGGUGACUGUGGCAAGAGCUUUGCCUGCAGCUCUACUCUCAGCGAUCACCGUCGCAUCCACACCGGGGAGAGGCCCUACAGAUGUGCUGACUGUGGUGAGAGCUUUACCAACAGGUCUGCUCGCAGCCACCACCGUCGCAUCCACACUGGGGAGAAGCCAUACAGCUGUGCUGACUGUGGCAAGAGCUUUACCCGCAGCUCUGUUUGCAGCAAUCACCGUCGCAUCCACACUGGGGAGAAGCCCUAUAGCUGUGCUGACUGUGGCAAGAGCUUUACCACCAGCUCUGCUUGCAGCAUUCACCGUCGCAUCCACACUGGGGAGAAGCCAUACAGCUGUGGUGACUGUGGCAAGAGCUUUACCAGCAGCUCUGCUCUCAGAUGUCAUCAUGUCAUUCACACCGGGGAGAAGCCAUACAGCUGUGCUGACUGUGGAAAGAGCUUUGCCUGCCGCUCAGAUUGCUGGCGUCACCGUCGCAUCCACACCGGGAAGAAGCCCUACAGCUGUGCUGACUGUGGCAUGAGCUUUGCCACCAGCUCUGCUUGCAGGAAUCACUGUCGCACACACACUGGGGAGAAGCCAUAUAGCUGUGCUGACUGUGGCAAGAGCUUUUUCAGCAGCUCUGCUUGCUGCCGUCACCGUUGCAUCCACACCGGGGAGAAGCCAUACAGCUGUGGUGACCGCGGCAAGAGUGCCUUCAGUUCCCAUCUCAGCCAGCACCGCCAAAUCCAUUCAGGGAAGAUGUUCCCCUGCAGUGUCUGCGGCAAGAGUUUCACCAAGAGCACUUCCCUAAUCCAGCACUGGCAUGUCCACACCGGGGAGAAGCCUUACAGCUGCGGUGAUUGUGGCAAGAGCUUUGCCAGUAGUUCUGCUCUCAUAAUUCACCGCCGCAUCCACACCGGGGAGAAGCCAUACAGCUGCAGUGACUGUGGCAAGAGUUUCACCAGUUGCUCUGCUCUCAAAAUUCACCAUCGCAUCCACACUGGGGAGAAGCCGUACAGCUGCAGUGACUGUGGCAAGAGCUUCACCAACAGCUCUACUCUCAGAAUUCACCGUCGCAUCCACACGGGGGAGAAGCCCUACAGCUGUGGUGACUGUGGCAAGAGCUUCAUCAGAAGCUCUGCUCUCAAAAUUCACUGUCGCACCCACACCCGCGAGAAGGUGUGCAGCUGCAGUGACUGUGGCAAGAGCUUUACCAGCAGCUCUGCUCUCACAAUUCACCGUCGCAGCCACACCAGCGAGAAGGAGUACAGCUGCAGUGACUGCGGCAAGCGCUUCAGCACCACUGCCCGGCUAAAGAGUCACUGCGCCAUCCACACUGGGGAGAAGCCGUACAGAUGCAGUGACUGUGGCAAGAGCUUUGCCAGGAGCUCUGGUCUCAGCCGUCACCGUCACAUCCACACCGGGGAGAAGCCCUACAGGUGCAGUGAUUGCGGCAAGAGCUUUUUCUACAGAUUUGAACUCGAGAAGCACAAUCGCUUCGUCCACGCUGGGGAGAAGCCAUACAGCUGUGGUGAUUGUGGCAAGAGCUUUAAUAGUAGCUCUGCUUUCAGUUAUCACCGUCACAUCCAUACCGGGGAGACGCCAUACAGAUGCGGUGACUGUGGCAAGAGCUUUGCCUGCAGCUCUACUCUCAGCCGUCACCGUCGCACCCACACUGGGGAGAAGCCCUACAGAUGCGGUGACUGUGGCAAGAGCUUUGCCUGCAGCUCUACUCUCAGCGAUCACCGUCGCAUCCACACCGGGGAGAAGCCAUACAGCUGUGCUGACUGUGGCAAGAGCUUUACCAGCAGCUCUGCUUGCAGCAAUCACCGUCGCACACACACCGGGGAGAAGCCAUACAGCUGUGCUGACUGUGGCAAGAGCUUUACCAGCAGCUCUGCUUGCAGCAAUCACCGUCGCACACACACCGGAGAGAAGCCAUACAGCUGUGCUGACUGUGGCAAGAGCUUUACCACCAGCUCUGCCCGCAGCCGUCACCAUCGCAUCCACACCAGGGAGAAGUCAUACAGAUGUGAUUUCUGUGGCAUGAGCUUCCAGCAGAAGAGAGAUCUGAGCAAGCACCUGCGCAGCUGCAGGUACCAGAAGAUGAACAGUGACAGCAAAGCUUCCAAGGGUCCCCUCUCUGAGUGCCACCAGGAGGAGCAGGAGCAGCAGGAAGAGGCAGAGAAUGAGCAGCAGGGUGAAGGUGAGACCCCCAGCAUGGAGCCUCAGAAUGAGCAGAGCCAGAGGCAUCCUGAGACUACAGUGCAGCAGGAAGAGAAGGAGGAGAAGAAAAAAAGAGACAGUGGAGAAGGAGCACCUGCAGAGACUCAGCUGGUUCCCAAGGUGGUGUCCAUAAGCCCUGUUAGAUGACUGUCACCAUCACCAAACCUCAGCAGAAUCAGCACCAGCUUGGUACACUCAGGGAUAAAGCUACUGCCCGUGUGGCUGCAAGUCAGGGAUUCCAUGGAAACUGUGCCUGCAGUAGGGAACUAUCCCAAUAAAAGACUUC